CAAUACAUUUUGUAUUUUCUGUUUACUCAAGUUUUGUAUCCAAUCGUGUACAAUGUCCGUUUUCGACGGCGAAAUCGAAUUUCAGUCUGUUUACAUGGUUGAUUAUGCAAAGAAAAAUAAACCCAAGAGUCCUCGUCGCAAGGCAAUAGACGACGAUUGUCUCAUCGUAGGUCUGAGUCGCGAUUCUCUGAAAGCCCGUGAGGAACCACGCAAAUGCCCUGAUGUGCUGUGCCCUAUCGAUUUUGAACAUUACAAGUCAGCUGUUGAGAGGUUCGCUGAAGAUUACCCAGUAGCAACGAAAAAAUACAUGAGCAAGGACAUUGAUCCGACUCCUAUAGAUCAUGAGAUUCAGGACUUGAAAAGGACCGAGUAUCUAACGAAAUAUUGCUCCAGAGAACUACCCUUCAUGUCCGUAAACCUGGCGCGUCGAGCUCGCGCGCUGCAGACACUCCGCUUACCAGACGACAUCUACAUACCAGACACUAGCCAGAAGGGGUCGUAUCGACCCCCUAAGCCGGAGAAAUACGCAGACCCACCAGCCGCUAUGUCUAUGAAACCUAAGUUCGACAAUUCGUUGUCGAAGGAGCUACGUCGCAUCUUGCGCGUUCGCACCGGCGACACAAGUUACGGCGUCAGUCACGAUCUACUAGCGCGAGUUGUGUUAGAGAAGAACCCCUUUGGACCCCCACGGGAGGAACCCAAAUAUGGACGGUGGAAGAAUCGAUACUUUUAUACGUAUAGAUUGUAGUUUUGAUGGAUUGUAUGAUGUUGGUUUGGUAAUAAAGAUUUGAAAUGACA
Messenger RNA from Colias croceus (clouded yellow), 798 nucleotides. RefSeq lists its product as uncharacterized. The transcript has 5 exons. The coding region runs from base 53 to 748 and encodes 231 amino acids. NCBI's taxonomy places the organism in Eukaryota, Metazoa, Arthropoda, Insecta, Lepidoptera, Pieridae. The record is from RefSeq and is a predicted model, not a curated record.